AUGUCUUGCGCCUUAGUAUACCGAGGCAUCGCUCGCCCAAGAACAACACUUUUCACAUCCAAGACCUCAGUCCUAAGAUAUCUCUCAACCCAAACUAUAUACCCCGAAUCUCCCAAGGACCGACUUGUCGCCCAGCGACUCCGUCGUCCAGUAUCGCCCCACCUGAGUGUAUACAAAUGGAACUACGUCAACUCAUCCUCCGCAUUACAUCGAAUCACCGGAAUACUACUCUCUGGAAGCUUAUAUGGUUUCGCAACACUAUAUCUAUUUGCUCCAACCUUAGGACUCCACCUUGACUCAGCAACAAUCAUCGAAGCAUUCGGUUCUUUGCCCGUCACAGUCAAGACAGCGAUUAAGUUCGGUCUUACCAUACCAUUCACAUAUCAUGCAUUCAGCGGUAUUAAGAAUUUAAUGUGGGACUCUGAUCGUCUUUUGGGGAAGAAGCAAAGUGGAAGGGCUACGUGGAUUGUGUUGAUUUGUUCGAUGAGUGCUUCGCUGGAAUUGGCGUUUUAUAAACCCGGCGAGAAGAGUGAGAAAAGCCAAUAG
Molecule: messenger RNA, 546 nt
Organism: Penicillium malachiteum
Lineage: Eukaryota; Fungi; Ascomycota; Eurotiomycetes; Eurotiales; Aspergillaceae
Product: succinate:quinone oxidoreductase subunit C
Exons: 2
Coding region: 1-546 (181 amino acids)
Biological process (GO): mitochondrial electron transport, succinate to ubiquinone; tricarboxylic acid cycle
Cellular component (GO): membrane
Molecular function (GO): succinate dehydrogenase activity; electron transfer activity
Source: RefSeq, a predicted model, not a curated record